Fraxinus pennsylvanica is the source of this 1089-nucleotide messenger RNA. Lineage: Eukaryota; Viridiplantae; Streptophyta; Magnoliopsida; Lamiales; Oleaceae. The record is from the annotation of a GenBank genome assembly.
AUGGCUGCAAGCAACGAUGAAAUCGAGUACGAAUACCCCUCUGUAAUCCGAAUCUACAAAAAUGGCCAUGUCGAAAGACUCCGGGAUACUGAUUUCGUUCCCGCCGGCACAGAUCCUCAAACAGGCGUUUCAUCCAAAGAUGUAAACAACAUAGUCCCUGAAACUGUUUCUACUUCCUUCAAUUUCUCGAUUUCUGUUUGUUCUAUGCAAAUGGCUGCAAGCAACGAUGAAAUAGAGUACGAAUACCCCUCUGUAAUCCGAAUCUACAAAAAUGGCCAUGUCGAAAGACUCCGGGAUACUGAUUUCGUUCCCGCCGGCACAGAUCCUCAAACAGGCGUUUCAUCCAAAGAUGUAAACAACAUAGUCCCUGAAACUGGAGUUUAUGUCAGAAUUUAUCUCCCAAAUCUCAGCAACAAAACUAAAAAAAUCCCUGUUGUUGUUUACUGUCAUGGAGGAGUUUCGGUGCAUUACAGAUUGGCUCCUGAGCACUCGAUUCCCAUUGCGUAUGACGAUUCGUGGGCUGCACUUCAAUGGGUAAUUUCGCAUUCAAAUGGCGAUGGCCCCGAGGAGUGGUUGAACAAUUAUGCAGAUUUUGGACGCCUGUUUUUAUCCGGCGACAGCGCCGGCGCCAAUAUAGCGCACAAUUUGGCUAUGAGAAUUGGGAAUUCUGAAUUAGGGCAAAAUGUGAAAAUUAGUGGUAUUGCGUUGGUUCAUCCAUACUUUUGGGGGUCGAACAUAAUCGGGUCAGAUGCGGUGGAUCCGAAUACUAAGUUAUUACAAGACCGAUUGUGGCCGACAAUUUGUCCAUCGAAUCCGGAUAACGAUGAUCCACGAAACAACCCGAUGGCUGAGGGUGGGCCGGGCUUGACGGGUUUGGGAUGUAAGCGGGUUCUAGUUUGUGUGGCAGAGAAGGAUUUUUUGAAGCUUGUAGGAUUGGUUUAUUUUGAGGCGUUAGGUCGGAGCGGGUGGAAGGGCGUGGUCGAGUUGGUUGAAACAGAAGGAGAGGGUCACGCCUUUCAUUUAUACGAUUUGCAAUGUGACAAGGCCAAAGAAUUGAUGACAAGAAUGGCUGCAUUUUUCAAUAAUUAA